AGCAGCAGCAGAAACAGCAACAAUAACAGCAACAGCAGCAGCUACUACUAAGAAGCAUGAUGAAUGUUGAGCUGUUGGUGUCUUUGGUGUCUGAACGCCGAGAGCUUUAUGAUAAACGCCACAGCGACUAUAAAAACAUUGAUAAGAGGGAGUUGUUGUGGCAAGAAAUUGCAGAUCAAACAGGAUUCGACGUGGAGGAGGUUAAACUGAAGUGGAAGAGUUUACGCGAUACAUACACGAGGAAAAAGCGUGAGGAGGACUGCAGGAGUGGACCGACUGCUAAAAACAAGAAGCAGUGGAAAUACAUGAAGGUGAUGGAGUUCCUCGCAACAUCAACUGAAUUUCGAAGCAACAUUUCUGAAAACACUGAUGAAGUGGAUGACCAAAACGAUGCAAGUGAAAGCGAACGAGCGAGCACUUCUUCAGGAGUGUCCGUCCCCAGCCCAGCAGUGAUUAGGUCUAGUGCGGGCAAGAGAAAGCGGUCAGAGAUGCCGGACUUCUUGGAGAAGUAUCUACUAUCCAAAGAAUCCAGGGAAAGAGAGAAAGAGGAGCGCAGAGAGCAACGAAGAGCGCAAAAGAGAGCACUAAAGAACGAUGACAUUUACUUUUUUAUUCAUAGCUUGGUACCUGCAUUAAAGAGAUUGUCCCCACCCCAGCUGUCUUCAGUCAAACUUCAAAUACAACAGUUAUUGCACGAUGCUGAGUUUGGUCAGCCCUCUUUUUCUCAGUUUCCUCACCAAUCACCUACGUCCUUACAUCAGGUCACCCCGGAGACCGCUACAAACUAUGAGUGCUCUGCCAGGUCAAAAAGUGUGUGAAUGUCUUUUUGCAAACAUGUAAAUACUGACUCUGUUCUUCUUCUCAGUGAUAAGCCAGCUGUCAGAAAUGGAAAGUUGUGCAGCGCCACCUUGUGUACCGGGGGAUUUCUGCUUUUCAAUAAGCACCAUCUACUGUCAGGGAGUGAAAUUGCACUUUCAUUUAGCGCUUGAUCGAGUUUAACUAUGGGGUUGGAAUUGUUUCAUAAUUCCAAAUAAAUAGAUUACGAUCUGCAAAUAAAUGUAGUGAGAUUUACAAAAAUUAAACAUUCACAAUUACAUUGAAUGAGGGCCACAAAUAUGUUAGUAGUUUCACAGAAAUAAAUUAAAUUGACAAAUAAAAACAAGUGAAAUUUGCAACAAAAAUUUUUUUUUUGCAAAUAUGUUUUUGUCACAAACACAACUCUGCCCUGCAUUCGUUUGUGGAUCGCAUCCUGUGCAUUUGUGGAUUGGUGCAGGCAUUUAUGGAUUUUGAAACAUUUCUAGCACCAAGAGUGCACACAACUCCACAAAUAGUUGGACUCCGCCCACCGUCUUCUCAGGCCAAUCAGAUAACCGCCACAUUGCAGUGACCAAUUGUAGCACAAUAUCACGCCAACCAAUAACAUUUUGUUUUACAGUCAGUCUGCCAAGAGAUGUCUAAAAUCUUGCUAACUAAUUGAGCUUUUCUCACAAUUUGAUCAACUUUUCAUAGUGGAAUGAACAUAAGCUUAAUCAGUUCAGUCUGCAAAAUGUCUGUGAUGCACAUGCACUGUCAGUCAUCAACAAAACAGAGCAGAUAACAAGAAAUUUAGCAGAACAGAACAACAAAUGGAUGAAUUAAUCUACAGUUAUUUCAGCAUAGACAUAGUGGUGACAAUGAUAAUUUGAGUGAAGAAACAGCAACAAGGCUGUCAUCACAUCACACCUCAUGAGAGCAGACUGGGGUGAUAGUUCAUGUUGUUCAUUCACUGUUUGUCCAUGUACUUGUCUGAUUUGUUUUUGUGACUCAUAUGCAAACUUGUGGAUCAUCAGAUAUUUUGAUUCAGAUAAACUCCAUUUCAUGUGACAUCACUUUCAUCAUAGUCAACAAUCUUGGCAGAAUGGAGAAGGCAGUGGAGGAAGGAAGGCAGGGAAAAAUAGACAUCAGCAUCAAAGUAGCACAAACACUGCUGUGCCUUCUCUGAGUACCCCUGAAUACAUUUGAGUUCUCAGCUGUUUGGUAGAGCACAUUUUGAGUCACUACAUCUUAUUGAAAAAUGUGUUGAACUUAACACGGCCUAAUUGAGCCAUCUCUACCACUUAGUUUAGGUUUGUUAUGUUAAAAACAUACACAUAAACAUUCACUAAAUGUUGCUGUGUCUAUAUGUUGUGUGCCUUUUCAGUUUGCCUUCUUACAGGAAGUUAGCAACAAGAAAGUCACUGCAGACAUCCGCCUCUGGGCUUUAUUUGAACUUUUUUUUUGUAUUCGGUAAAUGUACUUAUACUCUUACCAUGAAGUGACUUUGGUAUACAAAAAAAAAAAUAAACAAAAACAAAACUGUGGGGUGUUUUAAAAAAGAAACAUUGUUUGUUGUUUAUUUAAUGCCCCAAGGAAAU
Ictalurus furcatus (blue catfish) is the source of this 2393-nucleotide messenger RNA. RefSeq names its product transcription factor Adf-1-like. Gene Ontology annotation, biological process: regulation of transcription by RNA polymerase II. The record is from RefSeq and is a predicted model, not a curated record. The transcript is spliced from 3 exons. NCBI's taxonomy places the organism in Eukaryota, Metazoa, Chordata, Actinopteri, Siluriformes, Ictaluridae. The coding region runs from base 57 to 818 and encodes 253 amino acids. Gene Ontology annotation, molecular function: DNA binding. Gene Ontology annotation, cellular component: transcription regulator complex; nucleus.